Messenger RNA from Caenorhabditis bovis, 516 nucleotides. The record is from the annotation of a GenBank genome assembly. NCBI's taxonomy places the organism in Eukaryota, Metazoa, Nematoda, Chromadorea, Rhabditida, Rhabditidae.
AUGUUCUCGUUAGCAGCUGCGGCGGCGAAAAGCGUCCGACACUCCCGACAAAUAUCCAUUAUAAUUUUGGCAAUUUUUGCCAAUUUCUCCUCGGCGUGCGUGGCGACACGUGGCGGAGGUACUGUGCGAACCACUACAGUACCGACAGUGACCACAACCACAGUACCUGGGGAAACAACGACCACCGUCAUCACAACAACGACAGUCGCAGCAGCGUGCGCGCCUGAGCAAAUCAUAUUCGGCACCAGCAUGGGAAACGAAGUUGAUGUCACUUUUACAGAUUAUGUCGUCGACAAUGCUUCUCAAACCGCCUCGAUGACGAUCACGUGUAGUGCGGCCGCCGGAAUGUCGGUGUUCAUGGAAUUCAACGUCGAUCAAGGAGGGCCUUCGCAAAAUUUCCUACCGACCGUCAACGCCCCGGUGACAUGCGAAGACGGACAAUGGGUAUUCAGAGAAACAGUUGGUGGAGCUGAGUUCACCAGAACUAUUCAACAAGUCAACUGCUUCCAAGUUUGA